AUGAGUAUCCUCAUCACCGGCGCCACUGGCAAACAAGGCGGCGCCGUCGCCCGCCACCUGCUCGCGCGCAAUGACAUGCAAGUCCACGCGCUCGUCCGCAGCGCCUCCAGCUCUGCCGCACUCGAUCUCCGCGCCCUCGGAGCCAACCUAAUCGAAGGGUCCUUCGACGACGCAGCGUCUCUCCAACUGGCCUGCCAGAACAAAACCGCCGUGUUCCUGAACGUCACGCCGUCGUUCCGCAACGACGGCGCAGAAGUCCGCCACGCGACUAACGUCCUACUCGCUGCCCGCGCCGCCGCCACCGUCACCACCCUCGUCUACCCCAGCGUCUCCGGCAUCGAUCAGCACGAGAGCUUCCCCGCCUGGACGACCUGGGCUGACGAUCACCCCCUGAAGGCGUUCUUUCGCGACAAAGCCGCCAUCGAAGAGAUGGUUCGGGAGGCCGGGUUCGCGAACUGGGUUAUCUUGCGUCCGCCGGUGUUUAUGACGAAUUACCUGAGUCCGACGGUGGAGGGGUACUUCCCUGAGCUGGUGUCGGGGGUCUUCCGGACGGCGCUGGGGCCGGGGAAGCGCACGAUGCUGAUCAGUCCGGAUGACAUUGGGCAGAUUGCGGCGGCGGCGAUCGCGGAGCCGCGGCGGUUCUCGGGGCGGGCGAUUGAUAUCGGGGCGGAGGCGUUGACGGCCGAGGAGGUGGCGGGGGCGUUGGCGGAGGUCGGUGGGAGGGAGAUCCGUGUGGAGUAUAUUCCCGACGACGAGGCGAGGGAAUUGGCGAAGACGAAUAUGCUGAUCGAUGUCCAGCGGUGGUAUUGGGAGCGACAGGCGGGGUUUGAUCCGAAGCAGGUGGCGGAGGAAUUUGGGCUGAGGUUCACUAGUUUUAGGGACUUUCUGAGGGCGAAUGAGGCGUUGCUGAAGUAG
Molecule: messenger RNA, 915 nt
Organism: Aspergillus steynii IBT 23096
Lineage: Eukaryota; Fungi; Ascomycota; Eurotiomycetes; Eurotiales; Aspergillaceae
Product: NAD(P)-binding protein
Exons: 1
Coding region: 1-915 (304 amino acids)
Source: RefSeq, a predicted model, not a curated record